Molecule: messenger RNA, 1086 nt
Organism: Plasmopara halstedii
Lineage: Eukaryota; Oomycota; Peronosporomycetes; Peronosporales; Peronosporaceae
Product: atp-binding cassette superfamily
Exons: 5
Coding region: 1-1086 (361 amino acids)
Biological process (GO): fatty acid metabolic process; acyl-CoA metabolic process
Cellular component (GO): cytosol
Molecular function (GO): long-chain fatty acyl-CoA binding; fatty acyl-CoA hydrolase activity
Source: RefSeq, a predicted model, not a curated record
AUGGAGAUGAUCGGAGAUCAAGCAUUUGUAAAUCCGCGAGACACUCGUCUAGCAUAUGCCGAUAUUAUCGGUGAUGAAAGUCUCAGUGGCAAAUUAAUUGGUGCUGGUCCGAUCUUAGAGCGAAUUGAUAUCUUUGGGGCUGCUGUAGCAGAGAAUGUAGCUUGUAAGGGAAUCGCCACCAUUUCGGUCGAUCGAGUGGACAUUACGAAUCGCAUUGCACAUGGCGACUUAGUAAGACUAGAAGGUGAGGUCAUCUACACAGGUAGCUCUUCAAUGGCUGUCCAAAUUACAGGGUAUCGCCACGAUAUCGAAGCUGGCAAGUUUAUUCAAACGCUGAGCGCUAUCAUGACAUGUGUGGCGCUGGAUGAAAAUUUGCGUCCGAGUCCAGGGCUUCCAAAGCUAUUGGAUCCCCUUGAUCUCGAAUAUGUCAAGAAACACGAGAAAAUUGCAGCACAACGAAAAGAACUCGCUGCUCAGUGGCGUGCAGUUCAGGAACAAGUAGAUCAAUUGCCUCAUGUGUCUGUCGAUAUGAUCAAGACGCACAAUUACGGACGAUCAUUAGAAGUGCCCAUUUCAGAUACGCUGAUUGAGGUCCAAAAUUCGUUUUUACCAAAACAUUUGAAUCGCAACAAUACUAUUUUUGGUGGCGAGGUGUUGACAUGGAUGGACAAGGUAGCUCUUUAUUGCGCGCGUAAUUUUACCAAGAAUCAGAAUAUGGUUACGGUCUCUAUGAACCGAAUCUUUUUCAGGUUACCAAUCACAAUGGACGAUAUUGUGACGAUGCAUGCACGUGUGAGCAGCUCUCGGCGUCACCACUUAGAGGUUGAAGUCGAGGUCUUUAUCGAACGUAUUGGAGCCAAAAAGCGCCGCAAGUCUCACACUGGCUAUUUUACGGUUGUGAAUCUUGAUCGCUCAUAUCGCACUAAGCAAAUUUUGACCGGACUCAAGGUUGAUGAAAAUGAUCAGGAGAGCAUGCGCACUUUACUUAAGGCCCAACAUCGCUGGAUGUUUGACAAUCAGGAGCGUAAGUUGCUGACCCUUAAGCCGCUAUCGCUGUCCACGCCAAACUUUUCGGCCAAAUUGUAA